Suillus fuscotomentosus is the source of this 963-nucleotide messenger RNA. RefSeq lists its product as uncharacterized. The record is from RefSeq and is a predicted model, not a curated record. Lineage: Eukaryota; Fungi; Basidiomycota; Agaricomycetes; Boletales; Suillaceae. The coding region runs from base 1 to 963 and encodes 320 amino acids. The transcript is spliced from 5 exons.
AUGUCGAUGAUGGAAAUUGCCAUCCGUUGCAACAUGUAUGUCGCCACCUUCAUUAAGAGGUCUACCAAAAAGGACACCUCCAAAGCAGGCUGGGCAAUGCUGCAUGAGAAUGGAGGCACACCGGCCUUGGAUCAAUGUUGUACUGGAUUGUAUGGGGGUAGUUACGCCAGGGUUCUCUUGAGAUUGAAGUUUACGGGCCUCAUACACUUGUUCACAACAAAUUUGAAGUGUCGCUUCAGUCUGCCAUUCGACCUCAAUCUGGAGGAUGUCGAACCACUGGACAGCUUGGCCAAGUCCACGACGAAAUGGUUCUUGAAUAAGUUGGCCCUAUAUUUUAAUGAGUUAUUGUCUGAAAACCUGAAAUGUCAAAACUCACAUCUUAGGGCUGCACACCAUCGCCGUAAUAGACGGUUUGUACGGCGACCAUCGACGGAUACAGUUGCUGUACCGGCGGGUCUGCAAAGGGAGGCAGACAGGUACGGUGUACGGCUUGGCCAUACACCAUACAAACCGUCUUCCAUACGGCCAUUGAUGGUACCUUUACGGCUUAUACGGUUGGAACAGGGUGCCGGUUUACCUGGUGAACCUUCCACAACUCCUCUAGUAGAGAAUUCCCCUACCAGUACCGAGCCCUUGACAGGGAAAAAACGUAAGCGCAAGUCAUCAGACAGCCAUGGCGAAAACAAGACGAAGAGUUCAAAAUGUCCACGAUCGCAAGAACAGGAAGAUGAGGAGCCAAGCCAUCAGGAACCCACCCAGGACCCGGGAGAGAUGCAACUCGGUGGAGUGCAACAAGUCGUCAUCACUGCCAUUCACGCAACUGAUCUCACUCUUGGUCUCCGACGGAUCCCCGCUGGCUUCCAUGUCGUGGUCAAGACUGACGGCGCUGAAUGCCAGACAAGCAAUAAAUCUGUAAAUGCAGACCAGGCUGCCGUGGAAUGUGACGAGCGCAUUUUGCUGUAA